Messenger RNA from Ictidomys tridecemlineatus (thirteen-lined ground squirrel), 2487 nucleotides. The record is from RefSeq and is a predicted model, not a curated record. Lineage: Eukaryota; Metazoa; Chordata; Mammalia; Rodentia; Sciuridae.
GCAUUUCCCAGGCGGCCUCGCGCGCCACCGGAAGUGCUGUGAGCCUAUAAGAGCGGGAGGCGGCGCCGGGCGCUGCACUGCCAGCUGAACCGGGCUUGCCGGGGAGUCGGACCUCUACCUUCCAGGACACUGGGGAGUGGCGGUUCUGGUGUUGGGCUGAGAGGCGAGUUUCGGAGUACCCGGCCCCGUGGCGUCCCAAUGUGGUUAGGGGAAGGAGGGCUCUCCUGUGUAUUAUGAGCAAAGCAGUUUUAAGUUUCCUGCCUUCUAUCAGGAAAGUGUCAUCAUUGUGUCAGAGAGCAAUGAAAACAAGUCCUGCAAACGUUAAGUGUUUUGCUUAAGGUGCGCAGUUUGUAAGAAUCAGAGGCCAUCCAUCCCUCUGUCGUCAGCCUACUGCUGGGUCUAAAGGAGUUCUUAAUCAGAAUGGCUUCAGGACAGUUUUACCUGUCCUGCCUUGUGCUGGGAUCCCUGGGCUCAAUGUGCAUCCUCUUCACUGUCUAUUGGAUGCAGUACUGGCGUGGUGGCUUUGCCUGGGAUGGCAGCAUACACAUGUUCAACUGGCACCCAGUGCUCAUGGUGUCUGGCAUGGUGGUACUCUAUGGAGCUGCAUCGUUGGUGUACCGCCUGCCUCAGUCAUGGGUGGGACCCAAGCUGCCCUGGAAACUCCUCCAUGCGGCCCUGCACCUGAUGGCCUUUAUCCUCACUGUUGUGGGGCUGGUUGCUGUCUUUCAAUUUCACAGCCACUCAAAUAUCGCCCACCUCUACUCCCUGCACAGCUGGCUGGGUAUCACCACCGUCAUUCUCUUCGCCUGCCAGUGGUCCCUGGGCUUUGCCAUCUUCCUCCUGCCCUGGGCAUCCCUGUGGCUGCGCAGCCUCCUGAAACCGAUCCACGUCUUCUUUGGAGCUGCCAUCCUUUGUCUGUCUGUUGCAUCUGUCAUUUCCGGCAUUAAUGAGAAGCUUUUCUUCAGUUUGAAAAAUGCCACCAAGCCAUAUGCCAGCCUGCCCAGUGAGGCUGUCUUUGCCAAUUGCACUGGGCUGCUGGUGGUGGCCUUUGGGCUGCUGGUUCUCUACGUCCUUCUGGCUUCAUCCUGGAAACGCCCAGAACCAGGGAUCCUGACUGACAGACAGCCCUUGUUGCAUGACGGGGAGUGAGCCGGGGUGUCCCAGGAACAGUCAGCAGUUGAUCUGUCCUCGCUUCAGAAGCUCUGCUCCACCUGAGCUCCCGGCUGGUCUCAGCAACAGACUUUCUUUGGGACCUGGGUUCAAACUUCUCUUUGCCUUGGUGUCAGGCCUGCUGUCUCCAGCCACUCACUGCCCAUUUGCUUUUCUUGGUGGCUUUGGCUUCUCGGCGUUGACUUCAGGGCCUGCGUUUGCACAAGCCCUCCUUACCCCAGCCACUCCUGCUGUGUCUGCAGAAGUCCAGCUGGUUUCCCCUUUAAACUGUUAGGGAUGUGGCAGAAAAUCCCAACAGCUUGGAAAAACUGGGACUUAACUGCAGCCCUAAAGUGGGCCUUGAGGAAGGUCCGGCUUUCCCGUUGAAGGCAUGCAUUUCAGUCAGGCCACCCACCAGAGAGCCGGCUUUAUCUGCUGUCACCCAUCCAGCCCUGGCCAGGUGUGCACCUGGUGGAGGGUGACCGAAGAAGCAGAUCUGUGGAGAAGCCUGAGGGAGGGGGGUGUUGGUUGCUCUGAGAUAGUCUGUGUGGUAUUUUGACCCUAUGGCUCCACCUCUUCUAGCUGCUGCUCCAGCUGGGGCCUGGAUCUCGCCCUUCUCCUGUGACUUACAUGCCUGUCUCCACCAGGCAGCCCCACGAGCCCUGGUAACCUGCUGUCCCAAGAACAGACUACCUGUCACUCAGAAUCCUAAGAGUGAUGAGUAGCAGAGAUUUCCUGGCCCCCUUUUCCUCCCUUGUUGGCAGGCCCAGCCUGUUCUCCUGGCAGGGCCCCAGCCCAGCUGAUUCUCCCCUCCAGCUCACCAUGAAGCGGGCCAGCAUGGCACAGCACUGUGCCCAGCAGUGCCCCAGAGCCAUCACCACCUUUGGAGGAGAUUCUUGCUAAAUACCAGGUGCUCCUGCUCCAGUGGUGCUUGCCCAGGUAGACCUAGCCUCCUGUGGCAUGCUGCAGCCCAAGCUUUGCUCUUCUGAGGAGAAAGUGGGUGGAGAGGUGCUGGCAUGUGGCUCUUCUUGGAUCUCCAAAUAAGCCCUGCAGGUCCCAGGCUCCAGACUUCUGUGCUUAGUAGAUAAGGAUGAGGCUUGGGGUUUGCAGCCCUGUGCUCCCUGGCAGGUAGCCACCAGGUUGUUUACCCCAGUCUCCAUUGCCAGAUGUUGGCAGAAGGCUUGUGACUGGACUUCCUGGUUGGAUGAAAACUUCAGUGCUGCUGGGAUGACUGCCAGGCUCCUGGGUCAUGAGCAGUUCCCUGUCUCCAUAUGAGUGGGCAUUUUACUUGUUAUUGAAGCUUGAUUUCCAUUAAAUGUUUUUAAGAAUCAAAGUUCA